AUGGACAUUCAAAACAUGUUCAUCGGUUUAGGCGGGGGGCUGUAUGGAACGACUCUGGGCCUCAUUCAUGAUCAAAAGGCCGACGCGGAGCCAAUAGGCCCCCCAGAUCUAUCCAAGUGCAACUCUUCCAUCGAUGGUGACGCGCUUUAUCCCUGCUGCCCGCCUUACGCUUUCGGUGUACUGAAACCAGAAGAGAUUCCAGACUAUCAAAUCCCCUCAUUUACCACCCUCCGGCAGAGAAAACCAGCCCGUAAAAUGUCUGUCAAUGAGGUGAUCAAAUUGGUGUUGGCUUUCUCCAAGAUGAAGGAUCUUGGGGUAGCCGACCCAUGGAGCUUCGUGCAGCAGGCGAAUAUACACUGCGCUUUCUGCAACGGGGCCUACGACCAGGUGGGGUUCGACAAGGUUUCCUUGGACAGAUGCAAUAACGUGCAAUUGCAAGUCCACUCCAGCUCUUUUUGCCGUGGCACCGAUGGUACAUCUACUUCUUCGAGAGGAUCUUAG
Molecule: messenger RNA, 501 nt
Organism: Magnolia sinica
Lineage: Eukaryota; Viridiplantae; Streptophyta; Magnoliopsida; Magnoliales; Magnoliaceae
Product: polyphenol oxidase, chloroplastic-like
Exons: 1
Coding region: 1-501 (166 amino acids)
Source: RefSeq, a predicted model, not a curated record